Messenger RNA from Sarcophilus harrisii (Tasmanian devil), 1528 nucleotides. It is a transcript of the gene TREX1, whose product is annotated as three prime repair exonuclease 1. The transcript has 2 exons. Lineage: Eukaryota; Metazoa; Chordata; Mammalia; Dasyuromorphia; Dasyuridae. Gene Ontology annotation, molecular function: 3'-5'-DNA exonuclease activity; nucleic acid binding. The coding region runs from base 80 to 1057 and encodes 325 amino acids. The record is from RefSeq and is a predicted model, not a curated record. Gene Ontology annotation, cellular component: cytoplasm. Gene Ontology annotation, biological process: DNA catabolic process.
GGCCGGGAAAACGAGAACUUCCCCGAAGUCCCAUCCUUGCCCGCAGUGCCCGAUCCUCUCUUCCGAUCCGGUCGGUUCCAUGGGUUUGGAAGCAGCCGCCCCGAGGCCCAUGGAGACCCUCGUCAUCCUGGACCUUGAAGCCACAGGCCUGCCCUUCUCUCAGCCCAAGGUCACCGAGCUGUGCCUGGUGGCCAUCCACAGACAUGCCUUGGAGGGGCCCCAAGCUGCCCCUCCAACGGGGGCCCCUUGCCAGGUGCCUCCGCCACCCCGGGUGACUGACAAGCUCUGCGUGUGUGUGGCCCCCGGAAAGGCCUGCAGCGCGGCAGCCAGCAGCCUCACAGGCCUGAACACGGCCAUGCUGACGGCCCACCGGAGGCCUCGCUUUGACUCCGGGCUUGGGGGCCUUCUGCAGGCCUUCCUUCAGAGGCAGCCACCCCCCGUCUGUCUGGUGGCCCACAACGGGGACCGCUUUGACUUUCCCCUGUUGCAAGCCGAGCUGGUCGGGGCCGGCCUAGGCACAGAUGCCCUAAGCGGUGUCUUCUGUGUGGACAGCAUCGCGGCCCUGAGAGCCCUGGACCGCUCGGGCCCACCCCGGGAAUCCAGCCAGAGGAAGAGCUACAGCCUGGGGAACGUCUACACCCGUCUGUACGGCCAGGCCCCGCCCGACACGCACACCGCCGAGGGCGACGUCCUUGCCCUGGUCAGCAUCUGCCAGGCCCGGCCCCAGCCCCUGCUGCGCUGGGUCGACACUCACGCCAGACCCUUCAGCAGCGUCAAACCCAUGUACGAAGCGGGAGCCGUGACCGACCAGGAGGCUGCCUGUGACACGGGGACAAUGACCGAAUGCCCGAAGCUCCGGGCAGCCCCCGCCGGGGCCGCAUCGGGGGAUGCCAGCCCAGGUAGCGGCAAGAGAAGGGGCAGACCAGAGGCUCCCUCCCGCCCCCGGAACGCCCCCAGCCCCUCCCAUCUGAACCCGUCCCACCUGCUGGCCAUGCUGGGCCCCCUGGUGGUUUUGACCAUGGCGGUGGCUCUGUACUGGGUGCCCUGGUCAUCCUAGUGUCAUCCACAUCCCCUUUGGAUGGAGGAGCAGGUCUUCCAAGGGAGAGUCUCAUGGAUAUGUUACAAAACAAAGUUUUAAAUAAAAAUUAGAACCUUUGGCCCAGACUUCCACCACAGGAAUCUGAUCCAGCAGUUCCUCUGGCCUGUCUUUGUUAUAGCCCCACAUUCAAAAGCCUUUUCCGGGGGAAGACCGACUAGACACCCUUCCAGACAGGGCAGGCUUGGAGGAUCACUUUCGUAAAUCUGGAGGAGGAGAAUCUGGUUUCCUAUCUCAGGCGAAAACCUCCCCACUGUAGCUCCUAGUCUGAAGGCAGAGGGAGUCUGACUUUCAGAGAUCUCCUGAUCUCUGGCAGACAUGGAAGGCCCACCAGUUCUAAACUGGACCAGUGACUUAGCCACAGGACAACAGACUGCAAGGCCAGAAUCAUCCCUGAGAGGCCCCAGGAUCUCAGUUGACCAACCUCAUAUC